Molecule: messenger RNA, 1762 nt
Organism: Eleginops maclovinus (Patagonian blennie)
Lineage: Eukaryota; Metazoa; Chordata; Actinopteri; Perciformes; Eleginopidae
Gene: mboat2b
Product: membrane bound O-acyltransferase domain containing 2b
Exons: 13
Coding region: 62-1519 (485 amino acids)
Biological process (GO): lipid modification
Cellular component (GO): membrane
Molecular function (GO): acyltransferase activity
Source: RefSeq, a predicted model, not a curated record
UCCUCUGCCGCCUGUGCACCUCCUCCUGCCGGACCCAGAGGAGCUGCAGCCCCGCAGAGCCAUGGAGGAGGAGAGCCGACACACGGUGGCUUCCUGCACCGGAUCCAGCCUCCUGCAGCCGCUCAGCGAGAUCACCAGCCUGCCUCUGGACCAGGUGAACUUCGUGGCGUGUCAGCUGUGUGCGCUGCUGUCGGCCUUCUGGUUUCGUCUCUUCCUUCCUCCCAGCAGCACCAGUCCCUUCACCAGACACGUGGUGGCCACCGUACUGGGACUGUACUUCGCUCUCUUCUGCUUCGGCUGGUACGCACUUCACUUCCUGCUGCAGAGUGGACUCACCUACGUCAUCAUGAUCGUGACCGGAGCCCAGCACAUGCACAAGUACUGCCUGCUGGUGGCGCUCAGCUACUUGAGUCUGUGUCAGAUCACUCGAGUGUACGUCUUCGACUACGGCAUGUACUCUGCAGACUUCACCGGCCCCAUGAUGGUGAUCACACAGAAGAUUACCAGCCUGGCCUUCGAGAUCCACGACGGCAUGGCUCGGAGAGAGGAGCACCUGACUCCACGACAGAAGCUGCUGGCCAUCAGGAGGAUGCCCAGUCUGCUGGAGUACUUCAGUUAUAACUGUAACUUCCUGGGGAUCCUGGCCGGACCGACCUGCUCCUACAACGACUACAUCGCCUUCAUCGAGGGGGGGGGCAGGAAGUCAGAGCCGCGCGCGACGUCGCCAAACGCGGAGGUGGUGCGGAAGGUGGCGACCUCCUUCUUCUGCCUGCUCGUCUUCCUGUCCGUCUGCAAAGUUUUCCCCGUGGAGAGAAACAUUGACGACGACUUCCUGUCCUCCACGCCGCUCUACGGCCAGGUGGUCUACCUGUACCUGUCCAUGCUCACCACCAGACCCAAGUACUACUUCGUGUGGACGCUCGCUGAUGCGAUCAACAACGCCGCUGGUUUUGGUUUUAAUGGCUACGGCAGCGACGGCUCUGCUCGGUGGGACCGGAUCUCCAACCUGCGGAUACUGAACAUCGAGUUAGCCACCAGCUUCAAAGUGUUCCUCGACAACUGGAACAUCCAGACGGCUCACUGGCUCAAGAGGGUGUGUUACGAGCGCUGUCCCUACCACCCGACGGCAGCCACCUUCAUCUUGUCGGCCAUGUGGCACGGAGCGUACCCCGGGUACUACCUCACCUUCCUCACCGGCAUCGUCAUCACGCUGGCAGCCAGGGCGGUCCGACACAACGUCCGGCCGCACUUCCUGCGAUCCCCCACCCUCAAACGGGUUUACGACGUGAUCACGUGGGCGGCCACUCAGAUCGCCAUCUGCUACACGGUGGUGCCGUUCGUCCUGCUGUCCGUCGGACCGUCACUCAAGUUCUACCGGUCUUGGUACUUCAGCCUCCAUCUCGGCUGCAUCCUGCUGGCCGUGGCUCUGCCCGUCAAACCGAGACACCUCCGCCUCAAAGAGCAGCACCGCCUGCCGGCCACAGACCGCGACAGCAUCCGGAAAGAAAAGACCACAUGAUGACGAGGAACAAUCAACGCUUCACUUACAUAAACUUGUACAGAAAGACGAGGAGCGUCGCUUUCUGCUGUCGCGGGCAGAAGCACGGCGGCCGGGACAGGAAGUUAAAAACUGAAUAAUUUGGAUUCACGGGACAGGAAGUGAUGAAGUGUUUACCCACAAAUGAAUAACAUUACGAGGGAGACUGCCGGGACAGCGACUGGACGGAAGACCAUCAAUUCCUGUGUCUGCAAAGCUUGAGGA